Molecule: messenger RNA, 822 nt
Organism: Eurytemora carolleeae
Lineage: Eukaryota; Metazoa; Arthropoda; Copepoda; Calanoida; Temoridae
Product: soluble scavenger receptor cysteine-rich domain-containing protein SSC5D-like
Exons: 2
Coding region: 1-822 (273 amino acids)
Source: RefSeq, a predicted model, not a curated record
AUGGAACUCCUCCACUCCCUCUGCAGAUCACAUACUUCCAUCUUUUUCUGGGACUUCAACAACUACUGGACUUUCUACAGUGCUCAACACAUCUUAGCUACUUCAACAUCUGAGCAAAAAUCUUUCAUUCCAGAUCCCCCUACUGGUCUACAACUUGUUGAUCCCACAUCAACUGUAGAUCCUUCACUUAAACCCGAUCCUUCAACCAAGCCAGAUCCAUCAACUAAACCACAUCUGUUAACCAAAUCUGAUCCUCCAACCAAACCAGAUCCUUCAACUAAACCAGAUCCUUCAACCCAACCAGAUCCUUCAACCAAACCAGAUCCUUCAACUACACCUGAUCCCCCAACCCCACCUGAUCCUCCAAUUGAACCAGAUCCUCCAACCAAACCAGACCCUUUAACUAAGCCUGAUCCUUCAACAGAACCAGAUUCUGCUACUCACCCAGAUACUUCAUUCAAACCAGAUCCUCCAACUGCACCUGUUACCCCAACCACACUUAAUCCUCCAAUCAAAGCAGAUCCUCCAACCAAUCCAGAUCCUCCAAUUGAACAAGUUGCUCAAACCAAACCAGAAGCUUUAACCAAGCCUAAUCCUUCUACAGAACCUGAUUCUGCUACUAAGCCAUAUCCUUCAACCAAACCAGAUCCUCCAACCGCACCUGUUCCUCCAACCGCACCUGACCAUUCAAUCAAACCAGAUCCUCCAACCAAACCGGACUCUCCAUUCAAGCCUGAUCCUACAACCAACCCAUCCUACCAUAUGAGUUCAACCUCAAACCUCAAGGGGAAAAUUGUCCUCUUCAAGAAUGAACCUAAAUAA